Plasmodium reichenowi is the source of this 723-nucleotide messenger RNA. RefSeq lists its product as hypothetical. The transcript is spliced from 2 exons. Lineage: Eukaryota; Apicomplexa; Aconoidasida; Haemosporida; Plasmodiidae. The record is from RefSeq and is a predicted model, not a curated record. The coding region runs from base 1 to 723 and encodes 240 amino acids.
AUGGAAGAUGAUGAAAAUAAUAUAAAAGGGUGUUAUGAUAUGAAUGGUUCAAAUGAUAAGGUCGAAGAUAAUGUAAGACAAAAUGAAGGAGAAAAAAAUAAUAUGAAUGAAUUAAAAGAAGAGAACAAUAUUAUAAAUGAAGAAAAAAUGAAAGAGAUAAGUGAUAAAUAUAUUAAAUAUUUAGAAUGUAUAAAAAACAACUGGUCGUCAUCUCAGGCAUCGAAACUUUUAAAUAAAAAUUUAAUAAAGUAUAUAUCACAAAGAUUUUUAUAUAUGUCUAGUUCACUAAAAGUAAGAGUGUUAACAAGUUUUUUUUAUAUACCUGAUAAAUUAAGAAAAGAAAGUGAACCAUAUUUAUUAUUAAUCUCUUCAAGUGCAGAAAUUGAUGGUAAUGGAUGGGUAAAGAAAUUUAGCAGAAUUUUAAAGCCAUAUAUUAAAACAGGUGUUAUCGAUAUAAAAGAAAUUGAUAGUCAAACAAUGCAUCGUAUAUUAAAUUAUAUCGAUCAAGAAAAUGAGAAAAAAAAAAAACAUAAAAAGUCUUAUUUUCAUAAUAAAAAAGAAUUAGAAUAUAUACAUAUGUGUGAUCCAAUAAAUGAAUUAAAAAAUUUAGAAAAUAAAAAUAUAAUACAUUCAGACGAAUAUAAAAUGUUUACUCCUUCCAAAAACUUCGAUGGUCUCUUUUCAUCGAUAAUUAAAAAGGGAAUAAAUGAAUUUAAAAGCUGA